CUCGAGUCGAGCGAACCGAAGCCGAACAUACCCACCCAUCGUCUCGUCUCGUCGCUCGUGGGCGUGGCGCUCUCUCCCCCCACCUCCUCUUUUAAGACGACGCCAUCGCCAGCCGGCCCUCCCUCGCCGUCCGGCGCCGUCCUCCUUCCCUCUCAUCACAGUUUCCACCUCGCGAGGGGCUCGCGCGCGUGCCCAUCCCGGCCGAUCGACUCACGAAUUCGCGCGCGAUCAUAUUCGUGCAAGGGCAUCCCCGCACGGGCACGGCCGGAAGCACGGAAUCACUUCCCCGGCCGCCCCCAAUUCCCGGGCUCCUCGGCGCCGAUCCCUCGCCGGUGUUCGCUUUCCGGCGGUUUCCGCUGCGUGUCGCGGGCAGGCGCAAGCGGCUUGGCUCGGCUCGGCUCGGUUGUUUCCUCCUCGUGCCAUCCAUGGAGGCGAAGCAGCGCCCGCGGCACGGCGGGGAGAGGAGGCCGCCGCCGGCGACGGACGGCGGCGAGGAGUACGACCCGUGGACGGCGUGGCUCUACAAGCCGCGCACCAUCUCGGUGCUCCUCGUCGGCGCCUGCCUUCUCAUCUGGGCAAGUGGAGCACUUGAUCCUGAAGGUACUGCCGCUCACAGUAGCGUGACAUCAAUCAAGAGGGGUGUCUGGGCUAUGAUUGCAGUCUUCCUUGCCUACUGCACGCUUCAGGCACCUUCAACGAUACUUAUUAGGCCCCAUCCUGCUGUCUGGCGCCUGGUACAUGGACUGGCUGUCGUUUACCUCGUUGCUCUUACCUUUCUUCUUUUCCAGAACCGUGACGAUGCUCGCCAGUUCAUGAAACACCUUCACCCAGAUCUUGGAGUUGAAUUGCCGGAGAGAUCUUAUGGAGCAGAUUGCCGCUUGUAUGUUCCAGAAAACCCUAAAAACAAGUUCAUAAAUAUUUAUGAGACAUUGUUUGAUGAAUUUGUUGUUGCCCAUAUCCUUGGGUGGUGGGGCAAAGCUGUAAUGAUACGAAAUCAACUUCUACUUUGGGUCUUGUCGAUUGGCUUUGAGCUAAUGGAGCUAACGUUCAGACAUAUGCUGCCAAACUUUAAUGAGUGCUGGUGGGAUAGCAUUAUCUUGGACAUAUUGAUCUGCAAUUGGUUUGGUAUUUGGGCAGGAAUGCACACAGUCCGUCACUUUGAUGGCAAAACUUAUGAAUGGGUUGGACUGAGCCGCCAACGAAGUAUCAUGGGUAAGGUGAAAAGAUCGUUGAGCCAGUUCACUCCUGCUCAAUGGGACAAGGAUCAGUGGCAUCCUUUCAUGGGGCCACUGCGGUUCAUCCAAGUGCUGUUCCUCUGCGUUGUCUUCAUGACCGUGGAGCUUAACACAUUCUUCCUUAAGUUUUGCCUUUGGAUCCCUCCAAGGAACCCCUUGGUCGUGUACAGAUUGAUCCUCUGGUGGCUGAUCGCCAUCCCAACCAUCCGCGAGUACAACUCCUACCUGCAAGACAGGAAACCGGUGAAGAAGGUUGGAGCCUUCUGUUGGCUCUCUCUAGCUAUAUGCAUAGUGGAGCUGCUUAUCUGCAUGAAGUUUGGGCAUGGGCUGUUUCAUGACCCGAUGCCUACCUGGCUGAUCAUCUUUUGGAGCUCGGUCGGGACUGCACUCGUGAUUUUCUUGCUUUCGUGGUCAUGGAGGAGUCACCAAAGGUUCAGGAGAAAGCAGCUCUGAUUGUUUCAGUUUGCUACUUUUCUUUUUCGAAUUUUAUAUAGGCGUUGUACAUAUUUGAUAUGGUUUGUGAUGUAACUUACGUUUUAGGGGUGGCCAUUUUUCUGCUGCCCCUGGCAGGAACUUGGUUUGUCACGAUAGAUCAUGCAUUGUUGACAACAUGAGAUUGAUUAAUAAAUUGAAAUAACCGCGACAUCAUAACCAGUUGUAAUUAAUUAUUAAAGCAAGGUCACUGCAUAUUUUGGUUCCAAACUAAUUCUGGGCCAACAAUGCACAGUUCUGUAAUACGAAUGACCAAUCAUUAUCUU
Zea mays is the source of this 1993-nucleotide messenger RNA. RefSeq names its product phosphatidylserine synthase 2. Gene Ontology annotation, molecular function: L-serine-phosphatidylethanolamine phosphatidyltransferase activity. The record is from RefSeq and is marked provisional. Lineage: Eukaryota; Viridiplantae; Streptophyta; Magnoliopsida; Poales; Poaceae. Gene Ontology annotation, biological process: phosphatidylserine biosynthetic process.